This is a messenger RNA of Rotaria sordida, 414 nucleotides long. The record is from the annotation of a GenBank genome assembly. Lineage: Eukaryota; Metazoa; Rotifera; Eurotatoria; Philodinida; Philodinidae.
AUGUCGAAAUAUUUAAUUAUUCUUGCAUUAUUAUUGAUGAUCGUAGUCAAUACAUUAGCAGAAGAUAAAUUACAAAUUGGUAUAAAAAAAAAAGUUGAAAACUGUGAUCGAAAAUCCAAAAAAGGCGAUCGUCUUCAUAUGCAUUAUACAGGUACUUUGAAAUCAAACGGAAAAAAAUUUGAUUCCAGUCGUGAUCGUGGUGAACCAUUUGUUUUUACAAUUGGUACUGGUCAAGUAAUCAAAGGGUGGGAUCAAGGAUUGCUCAAUAUGUGUGAAGGUGAACAACGUAAAUUGGUAAUUCCACCAUCACUUGGAUAUGGAGAUCGUGGUGCUGGUAAUGACAUUCCAGGUGGUGCUACACUUGUCUUUGAUGUUGAACUCGUUAAAAUUGAACGAGGAGAUAACGAUCUUUAA